Messenger RNA from Capsicum annuum, 544 nucleotides. Its product is annotated as histone H2A.1. Lineage: Eukaryota; Viridiplantae; Streptophyta; Magnoliopsida; Solanales; Solanaceae. Gene Ontology annotation, molecular function: structural constituent of chromatin; protein heterodimerization activity; DNA binding. The record is from RefSeq and is a predicted model, not a curated record. Gene Ontology annotation, cellular component: nucleosome.
UCCAUUUUCUUCGUCAGCUUUCAAAUCUCAAAGGCAAAAACCACUCAAAGCUUAUUCUCUAUUUUUCUCUUCAAAACAUUUAGUUGUUGACAGAAAUGGAUGCUACUACGACACCCAAAGGUGCCGGAGGAAGGAAGGGUGGCUCAAAGAAGAAGGCUGUAGCUAGGUCAGUGAAAGCUGGUCUUCAGUUUCCAGUUGGUCGUAUUGCUCGUUACUUGAAGAAGGGUCGUUAUGCUCAGCGUGUUGGAUCUGGUGCUCCUAUUUAUCUCGCUGCUGUUCUUGAAUACCUUGCUGCUGAGGUGUUGGAGUUGGCUGGAAAUGCGGCGAGGGACAAUAAGAAGACGAGGAUUAUUCCAAGGCAUUUGCUGUUGGCAGUGAGGAAUGAUGAAGAGCUGGGAAAGUUGUUGGCUGGUGUUACUAUUGCAAGUGGAGGUGUUCUCCCCAACAUUAACCCAGUUCUGUUGCCCAAGAAAUCUACUGCUUCCGAGGAGAAGGCUUCGACACCAAAGGCCAAAAAGUCACCAAAGAAGGCUUAAGGGAUUGG